AAACUUUUGCAUUUUACAGGUGACAUUCAAUAAACGUAAAUUUGGUGUUAUGAAAAAGGCCUACGAAUUGUCGGUAUUAUGUGACUGUGAAAUCGCCCUAAUCAUCUUUUCGUCCAGUAAUAAAUUAUAUCAAUAUGCCAGUACCGAUAUGGAUAAAGUUUUACUCAAAUAUACAGAAUAUAAUGAACCCCACGAAUCAUUAACUAAUAAAAAUAUUAUAGAGAAGGAAAACAAAAAUGGUGUCAUGUCACCCGACUCACCCGAACCAGAAGCCGAUUACACUUUAACACCCCGUACCGAAGCCAAAUACAAUAAGAUCGAUGAAGAAUUUCAAUUGAUGAUGCAUCGUACACAGAUGGCCGGUGGUGCAACAUCGGCACGUAAUAUGACAAAUGCCAAUUAUACGUUGCCAGUAUCGGUGCCAGUGGCGGGUGCUUAUGGUGAUAAUAUGCUACAGUCGAGUCCACAAAUGUCCCACACAAAUAUUAGUCCACGACCAUCGAGUUCGGAAACGGAUUCAGGUGGGAUGUCAUUGAUAAUUUAUCCAUCUGGUUCUAUGUUGGAGAUGUCCAAUGGUUAUCCUCAUUCACAUUCGCCGCUUGUUGGUUCUCCCAGUCCGGGUCCAAGUCCUGGUAUAGCUCAUCAAUUAAGCCAUAAACAACAAUCGCCGGGCAGUCAAAAUGGUAGAGCUUCCAAUUUACGUGUGGUUAUACCAGCGCCAUCAAUUGCUCAAAAUAUGUCCACCACAGAUGAGCUGGCAUAUGGAGAUCGUCACAAUCAAACAUCAUUAAAUACUCCUGUGAUGACAUUACAAACACCCAUACCAGCGCUUCAAGGUUAUCCUUUUGUACCACAAGAUUUCUCCAUGAGUACGUCCGAUGUCAUGAGUCUGCCCUCAUGGAGUACGCAUCAGGGUUUGGUACAUCAAUCGGGAAUAUCCCAUUUGUCGGUAUCAAACAGUACACCACCACCUGCCACCUCUCCCGUCAAUAUUAAAGUCAAAUCCGAGCCUCAAUCUCCGCCGCGUGAUCUCUCUGGUGGUCAUCAUCAGCAAAAUAGCAAUGGCUCUUCUCACACCAAUACAAAUGCUGCAAAUGCCAAUGGCAGUGGCGCCAAUAAUCACUCCAAUUUGGGUUCUAAUAAUCUAAAUAAUUCUCUGUCUAUUAGUACGCAUGGUUUAGGUGUGGGAGUUGGCGGUGGCGGUUCAGUUGGUGUUAUAGCGGGUACUAGUCCUGGUGGUGCUGGUGGCGGCGGCGGUGGUGGUAGUGGCGGUGGUGGUGCUUCAAAUUCUUCCUCGACUUCUAACGGUUCGGCCAAUGAUCAGGCCACCAAUUUAAGUGUUUUAAAUCAUACCCAGCAACAUUUGGUCAUGGCUGGCUCAAGACCAUCCUCAACGGGUCAUUUAACACCGACGCCUGGCAUAGAUAAAUAUGAAGGUUAUCCCUAUCGGUCACAACUGGGUCAGAAUUCUAGAUUAUGGAAUUUUGGUUCUGUGACGCCCAGUAAUAUACCCUCACCCGAUAUGCGUUUAAAUGACAUGCAAAAAGCGGUUAGUCAGCAACAACAACAACAGCAGCAGCAUCAACAGCAGCAGCAACAACAACAGCAAUUAAGUGACUAUGAUGGUGGUAAUCAGGCACAUAAAAGGCCCAGAAUAUCGGGCGGCUGGACAACAUAGCCAAAUGAAAAUAAUAGUAAUAAUAAUAAUAGUAAUAAAACUAUAGUAGAAAAUUAUCAUCAUAGCCAUCAUCAUCAUCAGCAGUCACAGCAACAACAACAACUUCAGCAACAAUUUCAUAACAGUAAUAAUAAUAAUGAUAACA
This is a messenger RNA of Lucilia cuprina (Australian sheep blowfly), 1823 nucleotides long. It is a transcript of the gene Mef2, whose product is annotated as myocyte-specific enhancer factor 2. Gene Ontology annotation, biological process: regulation of transcription by RNA polymerase II. The record is from RefSeq and is a predicted model, not a curated record. The transcript has 8 exons. Bases 50 to 1678 code for a protein of 542 amino acids. Gene Ontology annotation, molecular function: DNA-binding transcription factor activity, RNA polymerase II-specific; RNA polymerase II cis-regulatory region sequence-specific DNA binding; protein dimerization activity. NCBI's taxonomy places the organism in Eukaryota, Metazoa, Arthropoda, Insecta, Diptera, Calliphoridae.